Molecule: messenger RNA, 2157 nt
Organism: Papilio xuthus (Asian swallowtail)
Lineage: Eukaryota; Metazoa; Arthropoda; Insecta; Lepidoptera; Papilionidae
Gene: Achl
Product: La ribonucleoprotein translational regulator Achilles
Exons: 1
Coding region: 108-1319 (403 amino acids)
Biological process (GO): RNA processing
Cellular component (GO): nucleus; ribonucleoprotein complex
Molecular function (GO): mRNA binding
Source: RefSeq, a predicted model, not a curated record
AUUAUAAAGCGGCGGAAUAUUCGCCGCGCGCCCUCAGUCACCGCCGCGCUACCGAGCGAAUCGCACGCUCUUGUAAUGCAAUAGUGGCAAACGCACGCGACGACGACAUGGAGGGCAUACCUCCGAGCCACGCACAGGAACCCGAUGAGGGCAUCGCCUCCGACCGUCGCCCGUCCACCGACGAUCACGCCGACCUAUCCGACACCGCCUCCGAAGCGGGUUCCGGCGGGGGCAAGGACUCCGGCUGCGAAGUCGCGCCCGACGCCCAGGAGCCACCCUACACCCCGCCCGAUGAAGAGCUCGCCAACAGGAUCGUGUCCCAAGUGGAGUUCUACUUCAGUGACGCCAAUAUCACCAAGGACGCUUUCCUACUCAAGCACGUCAGACGGAACAAGGAAGGGUACGUCUCCCUCAAGCUCAUAUCGAGUUUUAAACGCGUCAAGCAUUUGACCAAGGACUGGAGGGUGGUCGCCGAAGCCCUGAAGAGAUCAACUAAAUUAGAGAUUAACGAUCUGGGAACUAAGUUACGACGUAUCGAUCCCCUGCCCCCGUACGAUGAGACCACGCCGUCGAGGACGGUCGUCGCCGUCCGGAUGCCGAUAGACAAACCCUCGGUCGAGAACGUAUCGAGGCUGUUCGCGAGCUGCGGGGAGAUCGCGCUGGUGCGUGUGCUGCGCCCCGGUAACCCAGUGCCCGCCGACGUCAGGCAGUUUCUCAACAAGAACCCGAGUUUGGUGAACUGUGUGUGUGCGCUAGUAGAGUUCACCGAGUCAGAGGCAGCGAGGGGAGCGCUCAGGCUCCAGAGUCAGGACGAGGAGGGCAUGAAGGUAUACGAGCUGAACGGCGUACCACGGGAGCCGAAACGCAAGGUUCCGGUGCGACGGACGCCUACGCGCCGUCACGAGUGCGAAUACUCCUCAUGCUGCAGCGGCUCUGAGGCGGAGUACGACUACAGAUACGCGAACCCGUUCUACAGGAGGAACUCGAGCGGGUUCUUCGCACCGCGGUCGCCGGAAAUCCAGACGUGGGUGCCACGGCGGCAGUCGACGUGCAGUCACAGCUCGGACUCGGGCGUGUCCUUCUUCUGCGGGUCUAGGCGCGCGUCCCAGGCGAGCACAGGCAGUGCCAGCAGCGCCGAGGGGUGGCUGGCGCGCCGGUUGUCGGGCUGCUCCCUGUCUGGGGCGGAAUGUGGCGGCCGCCGCAUGUCAUGCACGCCGCGCUUCGAACCGCGCUCGCCGAUGGUGCCUGACGGCACGCGGGGCUUCCACGCCGCCGCCCGCCAGCGGAGAAUCUCCGACCUGGCGCUGUACUCGCGCUAGAAAGCGCUCGCCGACCGUAACACCUUUCUAAUCACAUCGAGUGCCUUUCACGUUGAGGCCCCAACGCUUAACGUUAAGGAAGCGUGUUCGCGAGUCCAAUGAUGUUACCUAAACUGUUGAAUGUGAGAUGGUAGACAUAAGUUAGUCCUAAUCCCUUACUUUUUGUAUUUAUUGAUAUUUAUUGAGAGUCGAGGCGAUCGGAGCGCGAUGGCGCGGUUUUGAGUUUUCAUGCUAUGUCAGAGUUGUGAGCACAAAACGGAAGAAACAAAAUCGACAUUAGUUGCUAACGUAGACUCAAAUCUGUAGAGAUUGUAAAUUUAUAUGGUCGAUAUAAGUUUGGCGGGAUUGUUCAGUUACAUAAACUUAGCGAUGCGGACGCGUGUUUACGGCCUGUAACAGAGAGAGGGCUGCGUAAUUCGUUCCGCCAAACAAGAUUAAAAAAAAAAAUCAGACCACGUCGUCGUUGAGCCGAUCGCAAUGUCUCCUUUUCUUUUUUUUAAUUUAAUUUAAGUCAUGUAAGUCAUUUGCGCCAUGUCAUUAUUUCCAUUAUCGAUUUUUUUUUAUUUAAUAAGUUUCGUUGUGAUUUAUUUGUAGAUAGUACCAUUGUAGAGUUACAUAACAUUCACUUUCUAGUGUACGCGAGUGAGUUGUGUGGAUUGAAUCGAUUGUUUGCUCGAUUUAACUAUAUUUAUUAAAAUGUAUGUAAAUCUGAAGAGGUCUUAUGGUGGUAUAACGGUUAUUGCACAACGUCUGGUGCUAUCAUGGCGGACCUCUUCGUUACCUUUAGCUAUAAAUGUGUAAUGUAAAUUUUUUUGAUAAUAAUAUAAAUUUUUAAAGA